AUUCCGGAUCUGAAUGAGCUGAUUUUUAUUUACACUGGGAUAAUUGAAAAGAAUAGUAACAAAACAAAAUUAAAAUCCAAAUACAAGUAAUACCUCAAGGUAUUUUUUUUUUCCAUAUAUGGUUUAUUGGCCAGACCGCACGGCCAUUUCAGUAUCUUUCUUAACAAAGGAGAAUGGUGGCCUGGGAGCGCGUGUUUACUUCGCGCACUGGGUACUGCUAAUCUUCACAACCAUCCUUCAGAAGAGGAAUUGUUAUGUGAUUUUGCAAAUAAGGAAACAAACAGAGAGGUUAAUUUUCACAAGUCCAUGCAACUACACGUGAUGGGAGCAGAUCUACACCUAGAAACUCAGGGGAAAGAGGCAUGGAUAGGAGCAGUUGGCUGCCAGAGGGAAGCUGUCAGGUGUUCAGGAGGUCCUUCUGUCGUCUGUCUGCCUACAGAUUGAUUUGGUUCUUUGCAGCAGUGAUGCCAUGCAGGGCGCAAGUGGUGGCCCAAAAUGAAAAAAGGCCACUGAACACACCUGCUUCCUUAAGAUGCUCUCUGCAAAAUUCUGAGGAAGUCUUGAUUGUGACAUGGCAGAAAAUCAAGCCUGUUAGCCCAGAAAACAUGGUCACCUUCAGCAAGAACCAUGGGGUUGUGGUCCAGCCCGCCUAUAAGGACAAGAUAAACAUCACCGAGCUGGAACUCAAGAACUCAACCAUCACGUUCUGGAAUACAACCCUGGAGGAUGAAGGGUGUUACAAGUGCCUCUUCAAUACUUUUGGUUCUGGGAAGAUCUCAGGAAUAGCCUGCCUCACCCUCUCUGUACAGCCCACAGUGUUCCUUCACUAUAAAUUCUUCGAAGACCACCUGAAUAUCACUUGCUCUGCCAAUGCCCGCCCAGCCCCUGUGAUCUCCUGGAAGGUGUCUGGGUCAGGGAUUGACAACAGUACUGAGGUUCUCUCCCACCCCAAUGGGACCACAUCUGUCACGAGCGUCCUCCAGGUCAAAGACCCCAAGAGUCAGGUGGGGAAGGAAGUGGUCUGCCAGGUACUUCACCUGGGGAAUGUGACCAGCAUCACGCAAACUGUGGAUAAAGGCUUUUGGUUUUCAGUUCCGCUCUUGUUAAGCAUUGUUUCCUUGGUAAUUCUCCUGGUUUUAAUCUCUAUCUUAUUAUACUGGAAACGUCAUCGGAACCAAGACUGAGAGCCAUAGAGGAAUCACACAGAACCCUGAAAAGUUAUGCCCUGGUCUACUUGAAUCUGACUCAGGAGGAAGGCAGGAGGAAAAGGAUGGUUCUCUGAGGGACAGAAAGAGCAGAAGAGGUAGGGGUAAAAGACCUAAGAAUUUCAAGAUUUUCUACUGCCAUCUAAGCUACCCAGUGGUUGUGGGAGAUCUAAAAGGAAGUCGUUUUACCUCUCAAGUCUGUUGUAGGACUUGAUUUUGUGAAGCAAUGAAGUAUUGUGCUGUUGAAUGGAGACUGGACUUUGAAUCAGUAGCCACAACUCUGAGGCUGACUCUGGGUCCAACGGAGGGCAACCCUCUGUUCAUCACUUUAUCUCAAUGAGCAUCCACACCUGCAUCUAGAAAAUUAGGAAGCUGGACGAGAUAGUUUGCCAAUCUGCUCUAAAAACUGAUGUAAUUCCAGGGAAAAAAGGAAUCAAGAAAUGGAAAAGAGAAAGGAGAACACGGGAAGGUGUUAAGGACCAAAGAACUUUUCUGAGACGACCUUUCACCUUUCUGUUGCUGUUCGAUCUCUUCUAUAUUGUUCUUAGGUCCACAAGUGUGUUUCCUCCUCGUGUGGUGGUGGUAGUCCUCUACCUGCUCACUGCUCUGUUAGUUAGUGAUCUUUCUAGAACCCUUGGUUUCACUGCUGUCCUUCAUGUCCUUCUGUGACUGACAUUUAGCACAAUGAAUAUGAGACUGAAUUCAUUGCAAAGUAACAUUGGCAACCUUAACUUUGCUUAUCUACUUGUAUAGAAGAGUAAGUAUUGUUAGCCCAGCAGCUCACAUUUAAAAAAAAAGAAUUUCCUGUCCCAUUUGACUUAUAACAGGAUCCAGUUGUAUACCAAUCAUUGUGAAUUCAAAAGGAAAUAUAUGAUAAAAUAAAAACAGGCAUUUAGGAAGUUUCAAAUUCAAUUCAAAGUCAAUUCAAAUGCUUCUCUCUCCUGGCUUCUUUUCCCAUGUGUUAACUUCUCACAACAGUAGAGAAGGUGUGUAUGGGUUUACAAAUACCUUUGUUCUAAAUAUAUUGUUCUAACUAGUGGAACAUUUUUGAACUCUUAAAAAUCACAAGACCAAAUUAGUGACAUUUGCAGUGCCCUUUGCUUUCUUGUCUCUGCUCAGUGACCUAAGAACUAAAGUACAUGUUGUUUUCACUGUUGAAUUGGAUAUUUGUAUAUUUAGUAAGCUUUUCAUAUGUUAUUUAAUUCUGUAUUAUUUCUUAUAUUUGUAUUAAGAUACUGAAUGAUUAAAAGUGUCAAACCUAA
Molecule: messenger RNA, 2467 nt
Organism: Lutra lutra (Eurasian river otter)
Lineage: Eukaryota; Metazoa; Chordata; Mammalia; Carnivora; Mustelidae
Gene: CD200
Product: CD200 molecule
Exons: 6
Coding region: 363-1184 (273 amino acids)
Biological process (GO): regulation of immune response; negative regulation of macrophage activation
Molecular function (GO): cell-cell adhesion mediator activity
Source: RefSeq, a predicted model, not a curated record